Messenger RNA from Alligator mississippiensis (American alligator), 1095 nucleotides. RefSeq names its product histone H2A type 2-C-like. Gene Ontology annotation, cellular component: nucleosome. Bases 1 to 381 code for a protein of 126 amino acids. NCBI's taxonomy places the organism in Eukaryota, Metazoa, Chordata, Crocodylia, Alligatoridae. The record is from RefSeq and is a predicted model, not a curated record. Gene Ontology annotation, molecular function: structural constituent of chromatin; protein heterodimerization activity; DNA binding. The transcript is spliced from 2 exons.
AUGACCUAUGUCAGGCAGGGCGGGAAGGCGCGGGCCAAAGCCAAGUCGCGGUCCUCGCGGGCCGGGCUGCAGUUCCCGGUGGGCCGGGUGCAUCGGUUGCUCCGGAAAGGUAAUUAUGCGGAGCGGGUCGGAGCCGGGGCCCCGGUCUACCUGGCGGCCGUGCUGGAGUACCUGACGGCCGAGAUCCUGGAGCUGGCGGACAACGCGGCGCGGGACAACAAGAAGACGCGCAUCAUCCCCCGCCACCUGCAGCUGGCCAUCCGCAACGACGAAGAGCUCAACAAGCCGCUGGGCAAAGUGACGAUCGCGCAGGGCGGCGUCCUGCCCAACAUCCAGGCCAUGCUGCUACCCAAGAAGACCGAGAGCCACAAGGCCAAGUAAACCCAGCCCUGAAGGCAGUCUGCCUCGGAAGAGUUACACCAAAGGCUUUUUUCAGAGCCACCUCCCUCGCCAUAAAAAGGGCUCGGUUAUCGCUGGGGUCAGUUACAAGCAGGAAAAGUCAUUUUAUUUGCAGCUUACUCAAGCGGCCGGGGGAUAUUGGCGGCUGAUGGGGACUUUGCUCGCGCGCAUAGGUUUCCGAGCAGCCGGGAGCUCUCCCUGUAAGCCCCGCUCCCCUCUGCCCUCCUUGUCCCAGCUCCGCCUCGCAGGCUCCUUCCCAAACAUUCGGACGCUGAAAAGCGGGGCGGGUUGGCAGGGGCGAAUCCCAGCGCAGCGCGGGCUUUUCAAAACAGCGAAAACGAAUUAAACCUGAGACAGGCAGGAAGUUUAAAAAAAAAAUGUAUUGUCCACUCAUCACCGGCAGCAACAGCCUCACUCCUCCACCCCACCCCCGCCCUCCCGAACCGAUCCCGCCCCCACCAGCGCAGUAGAGGACGCAGAUAAGCGACCACCCUUUCUGCCCCUUAUUCCGCCCGCCUCCCCUCUUCCAGCUCUUGGGACUGGAGCCAUUAUUGCUCAACCGCGGACUUUCCCGGGGUAAGGCCGGGCUCUGGCGGCUCCGACUCGCCUGGAAGCUGUCCCCUCUGCCUUCCCUCCACUGAGUCCAUUCCGGGGUAAAUGAAGCUGCUUCUCCAAUCCUGCUUGCAAAAAGCAGAG